Messenger RNA from Gossypium raimondii (Peruvian cotton), 2618 nucleotides. Its product is annotated as protein NRT1/ PTR FAMILY 6.1. The record is from RefSeq and is a predicted model, not a curated record. Gene Ontology annotation, biological process: transmembrane transport; oligopeptide transport. Gene Ontology annotation, molecular function: transmembrane transporter activity. The coding region runs from base 576 to 2480 and encodes 634 amino acids. Lineage: Eukaryota; Viridiplantae; Streptophyta; Magnoliopsida; Malvales; Malvaceae. Gene Ontology annotation, cellular component: membrane. The transcript has 5 exons.
UUGAAUUUGAAGAUACAAAGGCCAACAUUUUCGUGUUGGUACUUCAAAACAUGGAGUCGAUGUCCAAGUACAAAUCUUACGUUUGUAGCCAUUAAUGCCGCUUCACAGCUAACACUGUCUAUUGCUAUUGGUUUCUACUUUUCUCAUUCCAUUUAUGACUCUUUAGCCAUUUUCUGAUUGGUCCUUGUGGACGGUUGGACCUCCCUUUAUUAUGCUGUGUAAGAGUGUUCUCAUUUCAUUUAAUAAAUAUUUGAAUUGGUUGUGAUUACUAACUGCCCCCCAAGAACAUGAAUUCUCUUCUCUCUCACCUUUAAGCUUCCAUAACUUGCACGUUUAUCAGCUUAUGAUAUUAAGGAAGCACUGCUUGCUCUUCAAUCUCAGUGAUGUGAGAGUACAGUUAGUGAAUUAACACUGCAAGUUCCUUAGUAUUGAGGUAAGUAGCCUGUUCUUGUUUCCCUUUCUCACUGGUCAUUCAAUUAAAGUGAUCACUCAUGGAACUCAGAGAUCAUGCAUUUCACAUUCUUGUUCAACAUUAAUUGGUAUGCUCGGUACCAGCCGUCAGGGAGAUAAGAGAUAUGGGUAGCAGAGAAAUCAAAUCGCCUGAAGAUAUGCUUGAGACACCAGCUAGUUUGGAAGAGGAUGGAAGGUCCAGGAAGAAACUGGGGAUGUUUUUUAUCGAGUCUGAUAAUAGACGAACAGCUUUUGGGCGUGGUUAUACUGGGGGCACAACACCUGUUGAUAUCCAUGGGAAGCCUAUUGCAGAUCUUUCAAAGACUGGGGGAUGGAUUGCCGCCUUAUUUAUUUUUGGAAAUGAGAUGGCCGAACGAAUGGCUUAUUUUGGCCUAUCAGUGAACAUGGUGGCCUUUAUGUUCUAUGUUAUGCAUAGACCCUUUUCAAGUUCUUCAAAUGCAGUUAACAAUUUCCUGGGGAUAUCUCAAGUAUCCUCUGUCCUUGGUGGUUUUCUAGCCGAUGCUUAUCUCGGUCGAUAUUGGACAAUAGCCAUUUUCACUACUAUUUAUCUUGCUGGUUUGAUAGGGAUAACUUUAUGUGCAUCCAUGAAAAUUUUUGUGCCAAAUCAAGAUCAAUGCGAUCAACUGUCCCUGCUUUUGGGUAGUUGCGAGCCUGCAAAACCAUGGCAGAUGCUUUACCUCUAUGUUGUCCUUUAUUUAACUGCUUUCGGAGCCGCGGGUAUAAGGCCCUGCGUCUCGUCUUUUGGGGCUGAUCAGUUUGAUGAAAGAAGUAAAGAUUACAAGACCCUCCUGGAUAGGUUUUUCAACUUCUUUUACCUCUGUGUUACUAUUGGGGCAAUUGUGGCAUUCACUCUGGUAGUCUACAUCCAGAUAGAGCGUGGAUGGGGAGCUGCCUUCGGUUCAUUAGCUAUAGCUAUGGGAGUGUCCAACAUGUUGUUCUUUGCUGGUACUCCUUUAUACAGGCAUAGGUUGCCUGGAGGCAGCCCCCUAACCCGAGUUGCUCAGGUCCUUGUUGCCGCCUUCAAGAAACAACAUGUCCCUUUUACUAGAAGCGAGUUAGUAGGCCUCUACGAGCUCCCUGGAAGACAUUCUGCUAUAAAGGGCAGUGGAAAGAUACCUCAUACUGACGAUUUCAGAUGCUUGGAUAAGGCAGCUCUGCAAUUGAAGGAAGACGGGGGCAAUCCAAGUCCCUGGAGGCUCUGCACAGUGACUCAAGUAGAGGAAGUCAAGAUACUCAUUAAACUUAUUCCAAUACCAGCUUGCACGAUUAUGCUGAAUGUUAUCUUAACAGAAUUUAUAACUCUCUCAAUACAGCAGGCAUACACCUUGAAUACUCACAUUGGUAAACUCAAACUCCCAGUAACAUGCAUGCCUGUAUUUCCCGGCCUCAGCAUAUUUCUUAUACUGUGUCUCUAUUACUCCGUAUUCGUUCCUGUAUCACGACGCAUCACUGGUCAUCCACACGGUGCUUCUCAGCUUCAGAGAGUAGGCAUUGGUCUGUUUAUUUCCAUCUUAUCUGUAGCCUGGGGUGGGGUUUUCGAAAGGUUUCGAAGAGGCUACGCUAUAAAACACGGCUACGAGUUUAGUUUCCUAACUCCCAUGCCUGAUCUAAGUGCAUACUGGUUGUUGAUCCAGUACUGCCUGAUUGGUAUAGCUGAAGUGUUUUCCAUAGUGGGGCUAUUGGAGUUCCUAUACGAGGAAGCUCCGGAUGCAAUGAAGAGUAUAGGCUCUGCAUAUGCUGCUAUAGCUGGUGGCUUGGGUUGUUUCGCUGCCAGUAUAAUCAACAGUAUCGUCAAAUCGGUUACAAGGAACCCAGAGAAUAAGCAGCGGUCCUGGCUAUCUCAGAAUAUAAACAAUGCGAAAUUCGACUAUUUUUACUGGCUGCUUACAGUUCUUUCUAUAAUCAAUUUCUGCUUUUUUCUGUAUUCAGCACAUAGGUACAAGUACAGGACAGAGCAGACAUUUGAGGCGUGGGAAACCAAACAAAACAUCCUGGCUGAGGAUAGCUAAAUAAGUAUCUAAAAUUCAUGGUUCUUUUUUUGGGUUUGUAAUGGAGCAAAUGCUCUAAAAUACGAGUUCCACAAGUUUCUGGUCCAUGUCAAUUACUGUUUCCUUUAUUUAUUCAUUGUUGUUAUUAUUUGCUCCUCA